AUGUCUCAGACAUCAGAAACCGAAAUGACAGUCGUCAACAUAGAACAACCGUUAGUAGAUGACAUAGAUAGUGGCUUUAUUAGUAGUGAUACUAGUGAUAGCGUGCCAGCACUUCAACCAAACUGCAGUAGUGCGUCAGACGCGGAGGCGAACGGAGACACCUCAGAAAUCCAGAGACAAGCCAGAUACCUGGGACAACACAAUCGCGGACUCCGAAUAUUUGCUCGUCAACAAGUAAACCGCUUGAAUGAGAGAAUAGAGCGAACAGAUAUUAGCGACAGUGUAAUUAACAGGCAAAAGGUACUACGUAAUACCGCCGAGGAUGAUACGAUAGUCAAUCGAACCAGAGGAAGUAAUAUGAUAGAACAAAACCAAAGAAUUUCAGCAUUCACAUCGACAUGGACACUUCGAACCACACCACAUCAGGAAGCACAUGUACCGUUAUGGGCACCAACACCUUCGCUAGAGCCGAGCCACACCAGAAAGGUUGAAGAGGACAAGGAAGAAUGA
This is a messenger RNA of Sphaeroforma arctica JP610, 510 nucleotides long. RefSeq lists its product as hypothetical. NCBI's taxonomy places the organism in Eukaryota, Ichthyosporea, Ichthyophonida. The coding region runs from base 1 to 510 and encodes 169 amino acids. The transcript has a single exon. The record is from RefSeq and is a predicted model, not a curated record.